AUGGAUAGCGUUGCGAGACCAGGACACCUCAGACGACGCACCAGCAGCGCCGCCGCCCAACACCGUCGUCCCUUCUGGGCCAGGAACGACACAUCCUUCCACAUCUACAUCGACAAUGUGCGCGGCAAAACCCAGCAGUCGAAGAUGGUCGACUAUGGCGUCGAUAACUUCUCUUACGACCAAUCGCACUUGGAGCAAUGGCUCAUGCCUGAGGACCUCUCAUUGCGCCUGCCGGAAAUCCUGCGCGAGAAGGGAGGAGACUGGGAGAAGGCUGGCGCUGCACUCUGUACGACUCUGGCAAGGAUCGAGACGUCGUACUCGAGAGCUAUGCAAGCGGCAUAUCCGAGCAACCCGACCAGAUUCGCUAGGCGUGCAUCUGAGCAGGCUGUUGUCGGUGCGGAGCCGACUCCUAUCGACUCGCCCAUCGCUCCAACUCCUAUCUUCACGAUGCCAGCCGCGCAGCUGGAAAGUCUCACCCUCACCACCAGCAAAAUACCAAUCACCCACGUGAAACAGGAAAUCGGCAUGGAGUCCCCUCCAUACACACCCUUCGACAGUUUCGGCUGCGGCACCCCAGUCAUUGGGCCCAUCGCCAAGCUCACCGCCACCCUCCCCGACUUAUCACGAAUCAACACCGAGCUAUCGCCCCUCUCCAUAGCCGACAGUAUCUCCGCAGUCCUACCAGGCUUCGACGAAGUAUCUUGGGAUUAUUAUACCAAGCACUUCGCCGAAGAAAUCAAAGACUGCGAAGCCGCGGUCGCGCGUGUGAAGGGUUUCGGUCGCAUGAUCGAUAUCCAUUUGUGUGAGAUGGCGCGGGUCAUGAAGCCGGAAGUUAAGAUGGUUUUUCUUGAGUUUAAGCAGUGGUGGACGGGCCUGAAGCCGAAGAUUGUGGGGCUUGAAGAGAAAGUCGAGGCGCUUGAGGUGCCGAAGAUUGAGUUCUUGACGAUGGAGUGGGAGAUGGUUCGGUCGGGUCAGCUGGGUGGGGAUGGUGUAGGCGUGCUGGAGUCUGUAUGA
This is a messenger RNA of Recurvomyces mirabilis, 1014 nucleotides long. RefSeq lists its product as uncharacterized. The record is from RefSeq and is a predicted model, not a curated record. The transcript has a single exon. NCBI's taxonomy places the organism in Eukaryota, Fungi, Ascomycota, Dothideomycetes, Mycosphaerellales, Teratosphaeriaceae. The coding region runs from base 1 to 1014 and encodes 337 amino acids.